AGUGAUCAUGAAUAUUGCCAAGGGGACAAUAUUUCUCCUUCUGCCGGGACUUGGCAAGGUGAGAAACCUCGCUGUCUUUGUGAAUUACAUGUGGAUUUUAUUUCUUGAUGUGGACAAGAAAUCUGUAUAUGUUAUUCUCAUCCACUUGACUUUUACCAAUAUAAUAAUGAUUUUGACCAAAGCAAUGCACUACAUGAUGGUAGCUUUUGGUGUGAAAAACUUCCUACAUGACACAGGCUGUAAGAUAGUAACUUACCUGGGCAGGGUGGCUCGGGGCAUGUCCAUCUGCACCUACAGCCUCCUCACAGUGGUCCAGGCCAUCACCAUCAGCCCCAGGGCUUCCCUGGGGGACUGGUGGCACCAGCCAAAGACAGGUCGCCACAUCCUUCCCUGUUUGCUCUUCUUCUGGGUGCUCUACUCCUUGAUAAACUUGUAUAUACUCAAUGUCAUCACAAGCAACAGCAGCAAUGGAUCACACGUUACUGAAAGUCAAUAUUAUUGUCAUUUUUUACCACAAAGCCAGUUAACACGAUGGUCGUCUCUCACCAGCAUAACCCUGCAGGAUGCCCUGCUUCUGAGUCUCAUGGGCUUGGCCAGUGGCUACAUGGUGUUCCUUCUCCACAAGCACCACAAGAAUGCACUCUACCUGCAGAACACCAAGCGUGUCUACACCACGCCCCCUGAGAUCAAAGCCACUCAAAGCAUUCUCCUUCUGAUGCUUUGUUUUCUUUUUUUUUAUUGGACAGAUUCUAUUAUUUCUUUAUGUGUAAAUUACUCUUUGAAGAAUAAUUUUAUACUCAUACUUGUUCAAGAACUUCUAAACCUUGGUCAUGCCAUCCUCAGCCCCUUUGUGAUGAUUUAUAGAGACAGAC
Tupaia belangeri chinensis (Chinese tree shrew) is the source of this 872-nucleotide messenger RNA. Its product is annotated as vomeronasal type-1 receptor 3-like. NCBI's taxonomy places the organism in Eukaryota, Metazoa, Chordata, Mammalia, Scandentia, Tupaiidae. Gene Ontology annotation, molecular function: pheromone receptor activity. The transcript has a single exon. Gene Ontology annotation, cellular component: membrane. The record is from RefSeq and is a predicted model, not a curated record. Gene Ontology annotation, biological process: G protein-coupled receptor signaling pathway. The annotation marks the transcript as partial.